UCACCCCGUGGAAGAUAGACCUUGGCUUUGCACCUCUCUGGGGAAGAAGGUCGCCGGGCUGUGCUGUCGCCAUGUCUUUUCGAUUUUCUGGGGGAUCCAGGGUCUGCUCUCGAGCUGGGUCUGUCAGGCUGUCCAGGGGAGGGGCGGGCUUUGUGGCUGGGAAUGUGUGUGUUGGGCCCGGAGCAGAAAGCAGCUUUUCUUGCACCCUUGGGGGAAUCUCUUCUGGGGGAGGCUUUGGCCAUGGCAGUGAGGUGUCAGGAAGGGUUGGUGGCACUAGUUUCCUUAACAACGAGCCUGGACUCUUCUCUGGGAAUGAGAAAGUGACCAUGCAGAACCUCAAUGACCGGCUGGCCCUGUACCUGAACCACGUAAGUGCUCUGGAGGAGGCCAACACUGACCUGGAGAAGAAGAUCGAGGGCUGGUAUGAGAAAUAUGGGCCUGGCCGUGGCCGUGGACUUGACUAUGACUACAGCAAGUAUUUCUCAGUCAUUGAGGAUUUGAAAAGACAGAUCGUUUCUAUGACCACCUGUAAUGCCAACCUUAUUCUUCAAAACGACAAUGCCAGACUCACAGCUGAUGACUUCAAGAUGAAGUAUGAAAACGAGCUUGCUCUGCACCAGAGUGUUGAGGCUGACACCAACGGUCUUCGCAGAGUGUUGGACGAGCUGACGCUUUCUACAACUGACUUGGAAAUACAGUGUGAGGCUCUGAGCGAGGAGCUGACAUACCUCCAAAAGAACCAUGAGGAGGAAAUGGGAGUCCUGCAAAACGCAUCAGGGGGGAACAUCAAUGUGGAGAUGAAUGCGGCCCCGGGUGUGGAUCUAACGGCCAUGUUGAACAACAUGAGGGCAGAAUACGAAGAUUUGGCUGAGCAGAACCGAAGAGAUGCAGAGGCCUGCUUUAAAGAGAAGAGUGCAACGCUGCAGCAGCAGAUUUCAGAUGACGCGGGAGCGGCCUCGGCGGCCAGAAAUGAGCUGAUGGAGCUGAAACGCAGUCUGCAGACUCUGGAGAUAGAACUUCAGUCCAUCUCAGCGAUGAAACAGUCGUACGAGAGUUCAUUGGCUGAGACCGAAGGGAAUUACUACAGUCAACUCCAGCAGAUCCAGGAGCAGAUCCGGGUGCGGGAGGAGCAGCUGCAGCAGAUCCGAACAGAGACGGAAGGCCAGAAGCUGGAGCAUGAGCAGCUGCUGGGCAUCAAAACGUGCUUAGAGAAGGAAAUUGACAUGUACUGCAACUUACUAGAUGGAGAGGAACGGAGAAGUGAGUCCACGGGGUACAAACCAAUGGAUGGCAAGCCUGUGAAUGAAGCCAAUGACUCAACGGAAGAAACGUUUGUCAGAACAAUGGUCGAAGAGCUAGACCAACUUGGCAACCUCCUUUCCCUGAGAGUGCACUCCGUAGAAGAAAAAUCUUCUAAAAUCAGCAACAUCACCAUGGAGCAGCGGGUGCCUUCCAAAACCCCGUGAUGGCGGAAAGGUCAUUCAUAAAACACGAAGCUGCCUCUGCAGAAUUCCGCUGGUCAAGUAACCCAAGAAAAUUAUCCAUGCCUGUUCUUAACGCUCAAAGGACUAGACUCGGGUUUCCUUUUCUUCCUCUUCUCUUACUGUCAUGGGCAACACAGAUGGAGUACAGGGACCCUUCUUUGACAGAGAAAAGAAAUCCUUGGAGAGCCAAUAUGAAGCAGAGCUGAGGAAUUACUAAAAGACAUUUUUAACUUGGAUCUGAAGCAUGGAUCCAUAGAGAGGUGUUCAGGGCAGGGAUGAGAUGUACCCAAGCAUCAGUGUGGGCUUCUCCCAAGACAGUCACUAUUUUGUUGUUGUUGUUGUUGUUGUUGUUGUUGAG
This is a messenger RNA of Peromyscus leucopus (white-footed mouse), 1842 nucleotides long. RefSeq names its product keratin 26 (gene Krt26). The record is from RefSeq and is a predicted model, not a curated record. The transcript is spliced from 8 exons. Gene Ontology annotation, molecular function: structural molecule activity. The coding region runs from base 72 to 1466 and encodes 464 amino acids. NCBI's taxonomy places the organism in Eukaryota, Metazoa, Chordata, Mammalia, Rodentia, Cricetidae.